CCAGACUAGAGGAUACUCCAGUGUUGGGAGUAUCCCAACUCUAGUAAUCAUUAAAACACUAACACAUCCGAUUUGUGUGUAUGUGCGUUAUUAUGCAAAUGCGAUCAUAAAAUAGUGAAGGCUUAUGAUUUGCAAGCUAAGAUGAGAAAAGGAUGAUUUGGGGAUGGUCCGGCAAAGCCGACGAUCAUCCAUGGGCUGGUUGGGAGGAAAAGAGAGGAGCCGGUGGAGAAACAAGAAGAAAAAAAAAGUAAGAAAGAAAAGAGGGAACCCCUGGCCAACAGAAAGUGGAUCCUUCGCACGACUGACAUCAAGCCGCUCAACUCUCUCUCUCACUCUCUCUCUCCUCGCUGUCGCUCUCCAGCCUGUCAUUUUUUCCCCUUCCCCCGUCCGAUUUCUCACUUCUUUUUCUUCUCUAUUUAUUCGCUUCGUUAUCUUCCUUUUUUUUGUAAUACUAUUUGUCUUGGGGUUUUAUUCGAGUCCUUCCCUAUUAAACCCGUCCGAUCCUAGUUCAGAUCGAUCGCCGAGGUUCUUCUACUCUCGAUCCUCGUUUCGCCCAUUCCGCUCCGCUCGGUAUCUUGUCCCGUCUUCUCUCUUCCCCUCCCUCGCUCUAAUCGAUGAAUAGUGAGAACAGCGACUACUCGAUCGUCGAGAAUAAUCAACAGAAUAUUCGGACGCUACAAUCAUGGCUCGUGUACGGAGAAGGUCCAGUA
Aspergillus vadensis CBS 113365 is the source of this 710-nucleotide messenger RNA. RefSeq lists its product as uncharacterized. Bases 164 to 622 code for a protein of 152 amino acids. NCBI's taxonomy places the organism in Eukaryota, Fungi, Ascomycota, Eurotiomycetes, Eurotiales, Aspergillaceae. The transcript has a single exon. The record is from RefSeq and is a predicted model, not a curated record.